Molecule: messenger RNA, 3137 nt
Organism: Coregonus sp. 'balchen'
Lineage: Eukaryota; Metazoa; Chordata; Actinopteri; Salmoniformes; Salmonidae
Source: the annotation of a GenBank genome assembly
AUGGUGUCCCAGACUGAGUGGACGUUUUAUCCCAACUUUGGUCAGCCCAGAACCUUCCAUGUUGGCAAACGCUGUUUGCUGGAGGGAGGUCACCAUUAUAGGACCAUACGGUGCUCUUCAGAGAGAACUCUGGAGGCCACCAUCGGGAGGAAAAAACAAGGUAUGUACAGCAAAUAUUCUGUAGUAGUGAAGACUCAUACGUUUUGCCAAAUUAUUAUUGAAACAUGAUUAUCCGAUGAAGGCUAUCGUGUUAAAGUUGAUAAGUAGUUUAUGAUUAUCUGCGGUUAUGUUUAGGCUAUCUGAUGUUAAAUUGGAAUGCAUGAUUUAGGUUAAUAGAAGAAUACAUUCUAGCUCUGCUAUGCUCGGUGUAAUCUCUUGUGGACAGACUAAGUAAACAUAAAAUUACACACAAUUUUAUUUCUGGGUUAACCAAGAUUAUGCUCAGUGUUAAAUGUAUCAUAAUCUCGGUUAACCUAGAUCUAAAAUCGUGCAUAAUUUGGUCAGAUGCUCGAUUACGUUUACGUAGUCUGUCCACGAGAGAAUAAAUGAAUCAUAAUGUAACCGCUUGUUCCUCCAUUCCAGUCAAGUUUACCUGCCAUUCUGCACCUGGUUCUAGACCCUAUCUAACACCUGAGUACAGUCCUGACUUUCACAAGUUUGGAUCAACAUUACCAACAACACAUUUUGGGUGAGGUUUUUGUUUUCCCUCAGCUGUGUUGAUAUUAAAUUGGAUUGAAAUACGAUAUAUACAGUAGGCUCCAGUGCAGUAGAUGCAGUGCAUUCAGAAAGUAUUCAGACCACUUGACUUUUUCCACAUUUUGUUUUGUUACAGGCUUAUUCUAAAAUGGAUUAAAUUAAAAUGUUCCUAAUCAAUCUACACGCAAUACCCCAUAAUGACAAAGCGAAAACAGGUUUUAAGAAAUUGUUGUAGAAAACAAAAAACGUAUUUACAUAAGUAUUCAGACCCUUUGCUAUGAGACUCAAAAUUGAGCUCAGGUGCAUCCUGUUUCCAUUGAUCAUCCUUGAUGUUUCUACAACUUGAUUGGAGUCCACAUGUGAUACAUUCCAUUGAUUGUACAUUAUUUGGAAAGGCACACACCUGUCCCACAGGUGACAGUGCAUGUCAGAGCAAAAACCAAGCCAUGAGGUCAAAGGAAUUGUCCGUAGAGCUCCGAGACAGGAUUGUGUCGAGGCACAGAUCUGGGGAAGGGUACCGAAAAAAUGUCUGCAUCAUUGAAGGUCCCCAAGAACACAGUGGCCUCCAUCAUUCUUAAAUGGAAGAAGUUUGGAACCACCAAGACUCUUCCUAGAGCUGGCCACCCGGCCAAACUGAGCAAUCGGGGGAGAAGGGCCUUGGUCAGGGAGGUGACCAAGAACCCGAUGGUCACUCUGACAGAGCUCAGAGUUCCUCUGUGGAGAUGGGAGAACCUUCCAGAAGGACAACCAUCUCUGCAGCACUCCACCAAUCAGGCCUUUAUGGUAGAGUGGCCAAACGAAGCCACUCCUCAGUAAAAGGCACAUGACAGCCCGCUUGGAGUUUGCCAAAAGACACCUGAAGGACUCUCCGACCAUGAGAAAAAAGAUUAUCUGGUCUGAUGAAACCAAGAUUGAACUCUUUGGACUGAAUGCCAAGUGUCAAUUCUGGAGGAAACCUGGCACCAUCCCUACGGUGAAGCAUGGUGGUGGCAGCAUCAUGCUGUGGGGAUGUUUUUCAGUGGCAGGGACUGGGAGACUAGUCAGGAUCGAAGGAAAGAUGAACGGAGCAAAGUACAGAGAGAUCCUUGAUGAAAACCUGCUCAGGACCUCAGACUGGGGUGAAGGUUCACCUUCCAACAGGAUAAUGACCCUAAGCACACAGCCAAGACAACGCAGGAGUGGCUUCGGGACAAGUCUCUGAAUGUCCUUGAGUGGCCCAGCCAGCGCCCGGACUUGAACCCGAUCGAACAUCUCUGAAGAGACUUGAAAAUAGCUGUGCAGCAACGCUCCUCAUCCAACCUGACAGAGCUUGAUAGGAUCUGCAGAGAAGAAUGGGAGAAACUCCCCAAAUACAGGUGUGCCAAGCUUGUAGCGUCAUACCCAAGAAGACUUGAGGCUGUAAUCGCUGCCAAAGGUGCUUCAACAAAGUACUGAGUACAGGGUCUGAAUACUUAUGUAAAUGUCAUAUUUCCAUUUUUCUUUUUUUAUACAUUUGAUAACAUUUCUAAAAAACGUUUUUCUUUGUCAUUAUGGGGUAUUGUGUGUAGAUUGAUGAGAAAAUAAAACAAUUUAAUACAUUUUAGAAUAAGGCUGUAACGUAACAAAAUGUGGAAAAAGUCUUAGGGGUCUGAAUACUUUCCGAAUGCACUAUACACAGUAGCUCUGUCUUCUUUUCAGACAUGAAGUACUACAGAUGGCUAACAGAUGGUGCUAUUGGUCUUUAAAUUGCCCAGUUUCAAAGAACAACCAGCAAGUGUACAACAAUUUAGCACAUAGUGGGCAUCCCAAUAAUCUCUCCUUUCUCCUGAAGUGUACAGUCGUUCACUACUUCCAACCAAUAUAAAAGCAGUAGGUUGGUGGAGUCAUGGGGCAGUGGCUGUUUCCACCAUAUUUCAGUGAUAUCCUUUCAAAUCAUUGAAGUGGAGCGGACAAGUGCACACUUUGGGAGGAAGGAGAGAUAAUUGAGACAACCACAGUUUCACAUUUGUGAAAAGAUGCGUAUCAGCAUGCUCAGUGAUGUGUGAUAGUGGUUUCAUACUCACAGUGAAAUUGUCCUCCUCUGUAGGUCACUGACCUUCAGUGCAGACACAUUUGUUCCUCUUCAGCCACCUCCAAAAAAGACAUGGUGAGACAUAAAACCAAUUAAGAUCACUUUUAAACUACUGCACUUCUGGAGACCUGGGGAAGUAGAAUUGUAUUUAACAAGUUAUAUUAUUUAUGCAUAUGUACAUGAUUGAUGCAAGGUUUAGAUGAAGAGGCAUUCCAGAUGUAUAGUAUGUUUUGCCAUUUAUUUGUGGCUGGUGUGUGUGAUGUCUUUCCACAGUAUUCCAUAUGUAGCGAGGAAGAGGAUGGAGGACAGGGAGGCAGACAUCCUGGAAGUGAAGAAGCUGAGUAAAUGGAGGCCUGCACCAGUCAUAUUCAAAACUGUGCUGGACAACUGA